Phytophthora infestans T30-4 is the source of this 1670-nucleotide messenger RNA. RefSeq lists its product as uncharacterized. The transcript has a single exon. Gene Ontology annotation, molecular function: phosphatidylinositol binding. The record is from RefSeq and is a predicted model, not a curated record. NCBI's taxonomy places the organism in Eukaryota, Oomycota, Peronosporomycetes, Peronosporales, Peronosporaceae. Bases 75 to 1670 code for a protein of 531 amino acids.
UCUAGAUUGAGCCGAAUCGGAUUACAAGACACAGAUAAGCUGUGGACACGGAAGUCUUUGCCACCACGACUGCCAUGAGAGAGAUUGACGCUCGCGUCACCGGGUUCGAGUACACGACCUUCCACGCCUACACGACCGAGGUGGAGGUGGAUGGCUGCACCUGGACACUGACUAUCCGCUACAACACCUUCUACCAGUUCUACACGCGCCUCGCCGCUCUCGAAAAGCACUUCACGGUGGAGUUUCCGCCCAAAGGUGGAAUUUCCUUCUCACCGCCGCCUGAAGAGCGCCAAGAACAAUUAGAUGAUUUCCUGCUGAGCACGCUCGCCUACUUUGACAUGCGGGGCCAUCCGAAGCGCAUGCAGGCGCUACUAGGCGAGCUGCUGCAAAUCCCCGAGCAUUUGGGCUACAAGGGCGACGACGAGGAGCGAACGGCCAGCGAGGGCAGCUCCGUGACCGAGGAGCUCCAUUUGGACACGCCUAUGCCCGGCCAUGACCUCGAGAGCUUUCAAGAGAGUGAACACGAGGACGAUGAUCACGAUGUCCAAGGGAACAAUACGACACCACAAAUCGUCGCAAGGGACCAAGUUGAAGACGAUGUUGAAGUGAAGAAAAAGGUUGAGGUUGUUGAAGGAGGCAGUCAUGAAUCUCCGGCCGAGCUUGAUACGAACCUGAAAGCUAUCACGGCUGCUGCCGUCGACAACCCCUUACCAAGAUCGGAGGUGAAGACUUCCGGUAGUCCCGUUAAGCGACGGCAAUCACAGGAACUGACCGGAGGUGUCGUUGCCAAGGACUACAUCGCGAUGCUUCGUCGCAAGCCGCUAGUUAACGGAGCCAUACAGGCUGCUGUCGUGUCAGCCAUGAAAGAAAACGUCGAGAAGUCUAAAGCAGAUAAAGUCAAGAAGGCCGCUGAGGAUAUUAACGAGGCCGUUUGUGAUCCCCCUGCUCCAGUGAUCGAAGAGGGAAAGCGUUUUGCACCCGGGAGGCCAGUCGUGCAGACCGAGAGCAUAAUCGCAAACACGGGGAUGGAGCCGGCGGUCGUUGGCACUCCAGUGUUCGACAACAUUUUGCCUGCAUCGGACGAAGCGGUUGUCGAGGCACAUGAACCGAUUGAAGUGGCUAGCGUCGAAAGCCCCACGGAGGCUGAUCUUAAGGAGAGAUCGGCUACGGAGACCGAGCAGGACACCGCAGUGGAGUCGGCUGUGGCUAUAACGCCAGAAACGGAAGAAGCUGAACCGAAGGCGGCAGUCUCUUUGGAAUCUGCACGCGAGUCGUCAUCGGAGAAGGAUACGGAUGUCGCAUCGAGCAAGAAGGAAGCCGAUUCUGAGAACCUUGUGGUGAGCUGGUUUCGCCGCAUAGGCACGUUUGGUUCUUCAGUAGCCGAGGAGCAGGACGCCGUCACUAAGAAGGGACAAGAAGAGAAGGAGACUGCAACUCGAGCCAUUGUCGAAGCCAUGGCACGAGAAGAGGCGGCAGCAGCCGAAGCGAAGGCGAAGCUGGAGGCUGAGGCCAAGGAAGCGGCAGAGGCCGAGCUCCUGCGCGCCAAACAAGAAUUGAACCUGCGUCUGAUGCCAUAUCGGCAUCCUGUGUUCUUCCAGGAGUUCACCUGCAAUUUGGGCACGUCGCGCUAUUCAUUGACAGAGCGCCCCAGAGACAGCAUCGUCGUGUGA